AUGGGUCUGCUGCUCCUGGGUGUCUGGGGGAUCAUGCUGUUCCUGGGGCUCUGGGGGCUACUCCGGGGCUGUGCCUGGGACCCCACCCUGGCCCCUCGGUGGCCCCCUGGGCCUCGCCCUCUGCCAUUCCUGGGGAACUUGCAUUUGCUGGGUGUGACCCAACAGGACCGGGCGCUGACGGAGCUCUCCGAAAGCUAUGGGCCAGUGUUCACAGUCCACCUGGGAGCUCAGAAGACCGUGGUGCUGUCGGGCUACGAGGUGGUGAGGGAGGCCCUGGUUGGGACUGGGCAUGAGCUGGCCGACCGGCCCCCAAUCCCCAUCUUCCAGCUCAUCCAGCAAGGAAGGGGCAUCUUCUUUUCUUCUGGAGCUCACUGGAGGGCAGCUCGCCAGGUCACGGUGCGCACGCUGCACAGCCUGGGUGCGGGACAGCCACCCAUGGCAGCCAAGGUGCUUCAGGAGCUGGCCUGUCUUGAAGCACAGCUGGACAGCUACGGAGGCCAGCCCUUCCCCCUGGCCCUGCUGGGCUGGGCGCCCUGCAAUGUCACCUUCACGCUCCUCUUCGGCCAGCGCUUUGACUACCAGGACCCCGUGUUCGUGUCCCUGCUGAGUCUCAUUGACCAGGUCAUGGUCCUGUUGGGGUCACCUGGCAUACAGCUAUUCAACACCUUUCCCCGGCUGGGCGCCCUGCUGCGGUUGCACAGGCCUGUCUUGAGCAAGAUCGAGGAGGUGCGGGCCAUCCUGAGAACCCUCCUGGAGGCUCACAGACCGCCCUUGCCAAGCGGCCGCCCCCGAAGUUAUGUGGAAGCUCUUCUUCAGCAGGGCCAGGAGGAUGACCCCGAGGACAUGUUUGGUGAGGCCAAUGUCCUGGCCUGCACACUGGACAUGGUCAUGGCUGGCACAGAGACCACGGCAGCCACGCUGCAGUGGGCAGUCUUCCUGAUGGUUAAGCAUCCUAGAGUGCAGGGUCGUGUGCAGGAGGAGCUAGACCGAGUGCUGGGCCCUGGGCGGCUACCCAAGCCGGAGGACCAGCGGGCCCUGCCCUACACUAGCGCCGUGCUGCACGAGACACAGCGGUACAUCACGCUCCUGCCCCACGUGCCCCGCUGCACGGCUGCUGACGUCCAGCUGGGUGGCUACCUGCUCCCCAAGGGCACUCCCGUGAUCCCUCUGCUGACCUCGGUGCUCCUGGACAAGACCCAGUGGGAGACCCCAAGCCAGUUCAACCCACACCACUUCCUGGAUGCCGAAGGCCGCUUCGUGAGGCGGGGGGCCUUCCUGCCUUUCUCCACUGGCCGCCGCGUCUGCGUUGGGGAGAGCCUGGCCAGGACAGAGCUCUUCCUGCUGUUCGCUGGCCUCCUCCAGCGGUACCAUCUGCUGCCCCCGCCCGGCCUCAGCCCGGAGGACCUGGCUCUGCGGCCCGCCCCAGCCUUCACUAUGCGGCCACCUGCCCAGACCUUGAGAGCUGUGCCUAGGUCCUAGGGUGCUCACACACUGGAAAACGACCACAGCCUAGCCUACCCAGGGUGCACUGCAGGCGAUGGGGCAGAUGUAGUGUUCCCAGCAAUGGAUGAUGGACAAACAGUGCCUGCACUGUCCCUCCGGACCACAGUGGGGCCAGAUUGCCUGCCGGCUGGAAGCUGGCCUUUCGUCUGGGCCUCAGGGCAGGCAGGCAUACCUGCCCAACCCAGCAGCCCUACUGGCUUGAUAUGGUGCUUGCAGAGUCCUAACCCACCUUCCGGCCUACAUCCCAAAUACCUCACACAGCUCCACACUCUGGUUCCCAAGGCAGCCAAAUCUCCAGAACACAGGGUCCACCCCAGUCCCUUCACUGUUCCCCCCGCCCCCAGGCCCUAUCGUUGGCUGCACCCAGGCUCCCACCAGGCCACGGUGGUCCCCAUACCCAGAUGUCUGGCCUGUAGCCCUUCCACAGCCCACAGUGUACCCUUGUACCCUCCCAUCUCCCUAGGGAGAGUCUGCCAGCCAGUUUGGGGUGCUCCACCUUUGGCUGGUGCCAAGGGGACCCCAGGGGCUGCCUGAACUUGACCACAGGUGGCAUUUCUGUUGUGACGACACUCUGUGGUCACCUGAGGCAGGAAUGCAUGAGGAAAAGAGCCUCUUCCCACUGACAUCCUAGGAACCUUUCCCAGCUUCCAGAUGCCAGCUCUCACUGACAGUGAGGAACCCACCACAUUUCGCUUUUUGACUUGGCUCCCAAGAAACUCAGAGCUACACUUCCUGAUCCUCCCACCCUGCUCCUUUGUGUUGUUUGUAUUCCUGGCUUCUCAGUGUGCUCACCUGAGGCUCUGAAACUCUCAGGCUGACAGCCCAGCUCCGGCAGAGCCCUCUUCAGCAGCAGCCCUGCAGCCCCUGGUACG
Messenger RNA from Psammomys obesus (fat sand rat), 2375 nucleotides. Its product is annotated as cytochrome P450 2W1. The transcript is spliced from 9 exons. Gene Ontology annotation, cellular component: cytoplasm; intracellular membrane-bounded organelle. Gene Ontology annotation, biological process: xenobiotic metabolic process. Bases 1 to 1479 code for a protein of 492 amino acids. The record is from RefSeq and is a predicted model, not a curated record. NCBI's taxonomy places the organism in Eukaryota, Metazoa, Chordata, Mammalia, Rodentia, Muridae. Gene Ontology annotation, molecular function: iron ion binding; oxidoreductase activity, acting on paired donors, with incorporation or reduction of molecular oxygen, reduced flavin or flavoprotein as one donor, and incorporation of one atom of oxygen; heme binding.